AUGGUGCUCCGCCGGCUUCUCUUCAGCCUCCUGAACAACCCUCAGCUGAUUGAGAAGCUGUCCGAGUCCCGGCCUAUCCGCAGAGCCGCCCAGAUCACCGCCUUCGCCAUCACCAAGGCCCAGCUGACCAGCAAGGACGCGGCCCAGCGCCUCCUCCGCUCCGACACCGUCCGACAACUGAGCCAGGAGGCGGCCGGAGCUCCCCGGAACCUGGAGGAGAUGGGCCGGAAGAUGGGGAGGGUGAAGGACACGUUCAUGAAGGAGCUCAGGACUGGCAUGAAGGAGAUCAAAGAUACGACAAAGAAGCGGGAGGGCGAGUGA
Staurois parvus is the source of this 321-nucleotide messenger RNA. The record is from the annotation of a GenBank genome assembly. Lineage: Eukaryota; Metazoa; Chordata; Amphibia; Anura; Ranidae.